This is a messenger RNA of Jaminaea rosea, 2185 nucleotides long. RefSeq lists its product as hypothetical. The record is from RefSeq and is a predicted model, not a curated record. The coding region runs from base 240 to 2102 and encodes 620 amino acids. The transcript has 2 exons. NCBI's taxonomy places the organism in Eukaryota, Fungi, Basidiomycota, Exobasidiomycetes, Microstromatales.
AAGGGAAGCAGCCUGGCGCUUCCUCCUCCGUCUGGACCUGUCUUCCACUCCCGCCUGCGUGCACGGACGUUGACUUGCAGAAAGGGCGGUGCUUGGCGGUGCGAAGCAAAGGAGCGAGGAAGCAACGUCGAGCAGCUUGCCGCCCUUCUCGUAUCCAUCAUCAUCCUGAUCUCUCCAUUGUGAGUUGCUGGACUUCUCUCCACAUCCGGCUGUUACGAGGACGUAUCAACACCGCCGACAUGCUCCUCAGAGCGGCGACCCGCAGCGGCAGCGCCGCCAACCAUACUCCCUUCUUUCUGCCGGGGGCCUUCGCAUCGCGCACCGCGAGACGGCCAUUCAGCCAAUGCAAGACCCGUAGGGCAGGGGCCGAAUCGCCGGAGGGCUCAUCAUCGUCUAGAGCAGGGGGCUACCACCGAGCGGGCGGCGGCAGCGGCAGCGGCAGCAACGAUGGCGGCAGCGAAAACGCGUCAAGCAAGAUCAAGGGCUUCCUCAACUCAACGGCCGCAGAGGCUGCCCUGGGCGCAUCAGCAGGCGUCAUUCUUCUCGGCGGCGCAGGCCUGCUCUACAACUCCUGGUACAAAUCCAACGUCCUGGCCAAGAUGGAGGAAGCCUUUGCAGCCGGGUACGACCCUGUCCUCGCCCUCGUCCAGUCGUCCGAGGGUACGGGCUCGGCAGCGACUCUUGAGCAGCUGGCAUACACGAAAGUCGAGGGAAGACCAGAAGACGAUCUCAUUGCGAGGAUCUUGAAGGGUCAAGAGCGUGGUCGUUACUACCUCAUCCUCGGGCCAAAGGGAAGUGGAAAGACGACCAGCAUCAUCCAAGCAAUGAAGGAGCAGAAUGCAGACGGCGUCGCCUUCUUCGAGGCUCACUCCGAUCCCGCAAUCGUAGUCGAUCGGAUGAGCGAGUCCUGCAACUAUUCGAUGCACCGUGACUACCUGGGCAACCUUGUGGGGCUGUCAGAUUUGAGCGGCAUGUCGUCCUUUCAACAUCUGGAGCGUCUCCUUCACAAGCUGGAGCGGGCGCUGAUCAGCAGAAGACAGAAGACGGGACGCCCAGCAGUAAUCGUGAUGAAUGCUGCGCAUCUCCUGAUGCAGGGGGAGGACGAGUCUGCCAAUGAGGAUGCGCUGGAGAUCCUAACUGUCCUGCAGCAAAGAGCGGAGAGGUGGGCAAGCGCGGGUACGUGCACCUUCGUCAUCACAUCCAACGACUACCGCAUCUAUGACGCAUUGCGCCGUCACUCCAACCGAAUGGAUACUUUGACUUUCCGGGACCUCUCUCGCCGUCAGAGUUUGGCGGUCCUUCGAGACUGCAGGAGACAGUACUGGGGGGAUGUGGAUGCCGGACGUCAUACAGACGAGCAGCUCGAUGCCGUCUAUCGUCUGACAGGGGGGAGGUUGAGCAUACUGAACAAGGUGGCAAGACGAAGAGAUAUGCUGAAGGCGGCGAAACAGAUCGUCGAAGAUGAUGCGCAAUUCGUGCUGAGCAAGACGGCAAUUAUCGAGGACCACGAUGACGAUGUGAUGGAUGAGCAGAAAUGGUCCACCUGCUCCUGGCUCCUCUUCCUCGAGCUAGCGAAACGCCAACGUGCCAUGGAAGAAGAGCAAGCGCGACUCCUGCAGACCGCAGCCGGUCGUCGACUAGCCCAGCAACACGACGACGAUGACGAACGAGAGACGCGGCAGGGUUCCGAACCCUCGCCGGCCGAUGGAACACACAGCGCAAUGAUCGAGUCACCCCUCACCGACCCAUCACGCGACGCUCCGCCACCAGCACCACAGCAGGACGAGGAGCCUUCCGUCUCCCUGGACGUACCUGACCCGUCUAUCUCCUGGGGAGAGGCUCGUCAGGUGAUGACUCGCCCAGACUACGUCAAGAUCUUGGAUCACUUGAACCUGAUUGCCAUUGAUCGGCAUCAUCAGAUCCGCGCGCAGAGCAUGCCUUUACUGAGGGCAUUCGCGAAGGUGGCGCUGGACGACGCGGAGUUCGAGGACAGACUGGAGAGGGUCAUGGAUAGGGUGUCGGCCAUUGAGAGUUUGCUGAGGACGAAGGAGCUCAUAUGGAAGGACGACGAGAAGCGAUUCCCUGUGCAGUUGAGUAGAUAGGAGAGGCGGAAAAACGCGGCGUGUGAGGGGCGACUACGCGUGCUCAAUGAUCACUAUCAAAUUGAGCAGUUCGUUGACCGAGC